UCGGGCCCUCUAAAGCCAUCUCUACUGUUGAGUCCCAUACUCGAUUUCUAUUUUCUAGAGAUAGAAACGAAGAGAGAGCGAAUCUUUCUUUAGGGAGAGAGAGAGAGAGAGAGAAAGAGAGGGCAAGGGGGAGAUUCGUCAUUCGUAUAUAAAUCUACCCUAGGGGGAAGGGGGGUAGGGUGGGGUGAUACACAGAAGAGAGAAUGGCGAAGAAGAAAGCAACGAUGACCUUGAAAGACUUCCAUGGCGGUUCUAUUCCUUCCGAUCUCCCUCUCCCCUCUGCCCCUGGCGUAAGUGUGAGGCCAUUGGAUCGCAAUGGAUUUGACCGCCAGACACCUUGGGGGAGUACUGGAGGAAGGACUGAUCACAAGCUGCGCCCUGGAUCGGCAGGGGCGUCGAGGAACUUUGAUGAGAAGACUCCAUUCCUGAAUCACAAUGCUCACAUAGGCCGGAAUUUUGAUGAGGAUGAGAGGAAGCCAUUGGAUGGGGUAUCAGUACCCCGUCGGAUGGUUAGUGACGAGAGCCUUCGUGCUCAACCAAGCCGUGUCGAACCCAGGAAGGACAACACAUCAGAUGGUAGGGCCAGGAGCAGACCAGUAACAGCACCGGUGUCUCAGAUUUCAAGUGGUACAACUAGUGGUUCUUAUGCAUCAAGAUUUGCUGAAGCUAAUUAUGCUGGAGUGAAUACUCAAACUUUUGGUGGCAAUAGUCGUGUAAACGUGACUUCUUCAAAUGUUGGUGCAGUUGGUGGUCAAGCUGUUAUUGGGUCAUACUCAAAUGCUUGGGGAUUAAAGAAAGAGGCAACAGUUGUAAAGGAGCCGGUUGCUACUGGAUGGUCUGCUCUGGAUACUGCAUCCAAGUUGGCCCAUGCCAGUGCUCUUGAGAAGGUCUCAUCUGGUAGGUGGCAUUCGAAGCAACAAAUGAACUUCCCAACAGAAGUAGAGGUCCUUAAACAUCAAGAGGUGAAGAGAGAAUCGUAUUACAGGGGUGGUGAAAGCUAUGAUAGGAAUGCCUAUAGCGUGAGUGAUGCAGUUGAUGGGAUGGAUUAUAACAAUAAGAGUCUGGCGAUGCAUGCUGAAAGAAAUCUGGCUCUCGGUGAUGGGAUUCAUGUUGCAAGUAAUAAGGAGUUGCCUGCACAUGAGAGAGUUCAUUCUCCUGUGUUUAUGGAGGGUCCGGAAAAGAGAGCUUCAGCUACUAUCAAUGGGGUUCAACGUUCUCAAUAUGCUGUAAAACACGGUGAACCUGAACCACAGUCAUCAGUGCCUUCAGAAGCAUUGGAGAGGCCGAAGUUAAAGCUGCUUCCUAGAUCUAAGCCAUUAGGAAAUUAUGAACCACCCACUGAAUAUAAGCAGGGGCACCAGCAGCAAAGUGAACCCGUUCGUCUUGAAUAUGGUGCUACUGUGCCUGAAUCUUGCAAUCCCCACAAACAUGGUGUUGUUGGAUAUGAGGGUGGGGACCGAGCUGUUGAGCGCCCAAAAUUGAACUUGAAGCCUCGAUCACAGCCUCUUGAACACUUAAACGAUGAUGAAAAAGGCAAAAGGAACACAGUCUUUGGUGGUGCUCUUCCGAGAGAAGUGGUUCUAAAGGCAAGAGGCGUUGAUGAUGCUGGUACAAAUGAUCAUGACCGUCAACCCUUCUCUAGGAACAAACAAGAUGCCUCCAGGACAGAGACUGUGCAGGUGCAUGCUUCUCGUUAUAACGGAAGAGCUGAGAAUAUUGUCACUGAUAAUAGGACUGCUGGAAACACGGAUAGGCGAGAUCCAAGAUUUAAUGGUCAGAGAUCAGAUAUGCAGAGGAGAAACAGGCAAAGUGAAAAUCCAAGAAAUGGCAGAGACAGGGAGAUCGAGAGGUACCAUCACCAGCAACCACAGGCACAGGACAGGCCAACCUCACCAGAAACCUGGCGCAAGCCUGUUGAUCAUCCAAAACCUUCCAGCGAUGCUCCAGUGCGAUAUGGGAAAGUAACCUCUGCAAUUGAGCUUGCCACGGCCUUUUCGAAAUCAGUUUCUGACCCAUCUGCAGAUUGUUUUUCUGGCCAGAGAAACCUCACCAGCCGGAAUCAGGCCCCCUUUUCCCGACUGAUGGGUCCUCCCACAAGGCCUCAAGCUCAGAUCAAUAGCUAUUAAGCUCUUUAAGAAAAAGAUAUUCGGGGUGUCUGUCAGCGGCUUUGCCAUAGUCGGGUAUCCGAUCACGGAAGCCACAGUUGGGACAAAAAAGGGACAAACAAAAAAGACAAAAGAGAUAAGUUUAACAGAGUUUUAUUAAUUUUUUGUUUUUCUUAUCUUGAGAAUAAUCAUAGAUGUGAUACUUUUAGGAUUCCACUCAGAAUUGCUGCUCAAUGAAUUUGUGAAUUGAAAAGCCGUAAUGGGUGGAAAUUAUGAUAUUUAAUUUUGGAAAUUCUUUUAGGAUAUUUUUCUUCAGGUGUAUUGCAUCUUUAUUGAAUUUCUACAUUAUUGUUCAUCCUCCA
Ipomoea triloba (trilobed morning glory) is the source of this 2467-nucleotide messenger RNA. RefSeq lists its product as uncharacterized. Lineage: Eukaryota; Viridiplantae; Streptophyta; Magnoliopsida; Solanales; Convolvulaceae. Bases 204 to 2126 code for a protein of 640 amino acids. The transcript has 6 exons. The record is from RefSeq and is a predicted model, not a curated record. Gene Ontology annotation, molecular function: mRNA binding; translation initiation factor activity.